AUGGCUGACAAUGCUAUGGCCGCCUACUGGGAACUCCCAGCCAUCUCUCGAAACCUAGUCACUGCUACAGUGUUGUCGUCCCUUGCCUGUAAGGUCGGACUUGUCUCGGCCUACAGUGUGGUUCACCAUCCGUCAUAUCUUUGGAUGAUCCCUCCUCAGAUCUGGCGUCUCGUGACAUGCUUCUUGAUCGAACUGCAACCCAUCAGUCUGCUUAUGAACUCGUUCUUCCUCUAUCGCUAUUGCGUUUCGCUAGAGAUGGGAAACAGCCGUUUCCCGCGCAAGGUCGAUCUUGUCUAUUAUAUUCUCUUCGUCUGCUCAGUAAUUUUGAUGAUCGACUACCUUGCCGGCCUUAACAGCAUGUUCUACAUGAACGGCCUCAUUCUUGCCAUGACGUACACCGUGACCCAGGACCAACGAGGUCAGAAAGCCCAAUACUUCGUCCUUACUAUCCCAGCCCAGGCUCUGCCAAUCUGUAUGAUUGUUGUCGGUGCGCUCAUGGCCGGACCGUACAAGGCUUUGGUCGAGGUUGAAGGUCUGGUUGCUGCUCAUCUCUACGACUUUUUGUCCCGACUCUGGCCAGAAUUCGGCAACGGCCCUCAGUUAUUGAGAAUUCCUGCCUGGCUCGAGCGUCUGGUGCAAACUCCUAGGGUUCUCCAAAGAGGCUUUGGUACUGCUGUUCGACCUGGCAACGCGGCCUCUACUGGCAGCAGCUCUGGCGUGGACAAGGGUGGCCCGCUGCCAGACUCGUGGCGGACUCGCGGCCGAGGUCAGCGAUUGGGCUGA
Fusarium coffeatum is the source of this 783-nucleotide messenger RNA. RefSeq lists its product as uncharacterized. The coding region runs from base 1 to 783 and encodes 260 amino acids. Gene Ontology annotation, biological process: endoplasmic reticulum unfolded protein response. Gene Ontology annotation, molecular function: ubiquitin-specific protease binding; misfolded protein binding. Lineage: Eukaryota; Fungi; Ascomycota; Sordariomycetes; Hypocreales; Nectriaceae. The record is from RefSeq and is a predicted model, not a curated record. The transcript has 3 exons. Gene Ontology annotation, cellular component: endoplasmic reticulum membrane; Hrd1p ubiquitin ligase ERAD-L complex.